AUGAUACCACCAAUCAAGAACCUGAGCAAGGACAAGAAAUCUUCGUUGAAAAAUUUGCAAAACUGCGUGAGCUACGAGACUACUAAAAAAGAUAUAAUGUUUGUCACCAUCUCCAAUGUUGAGCAAUUUACAUCCCAAAGCCUCAACUUGUUGAUUUUAGAUGAUCAGGGAAACACGCUUCGAAACCAGCAGGACAUUGGCAAGUUCAACAGAGAAGUGGAAUUACUCAUCACCAACCUGGAGAGUUUAAAAAGUAUUGUUUUGGAAGAAAAACGAGAAGAAGGCAAGGCCAAUAGCAAUAACAAUGUCGAAGAAAUUGCAAAGGAUACAAAGAUGAUCCACGUAUGUUUUGAUAAUGUAUACAGCGACUUAUCGUGGAGUUUCCAGCCGCGCAUAUUCGAAUUUGAAGUGACUGUCAACAUCAAAAACGACAUUGAAAGCACGGAUUAUGGAAUGUAUAGACAAUAUUUCACGUAUUUACAAGACGAGAAUUCAAAGGAGGGACAAGCAGAAAUCAAUGCAAUGUCAUUUGAGGCCAAGAUGUUGCUUGUAGAGAUGGAUCUACAAACAGUUGUCGACAAAUUACUUGAACUGGACGAGACACUAAAGUUGUUAAUGGAAAAUGAGUUCAAGUUGCGAGACGCUAAUGAAGAAAUUUUCAGUGGCUACACGUUGAUAAGCAUUGUCUUGUGUGUCACGAUCCUCGUCUGUGGAUUACUUCAAUUGAUUUAUUUCAAAUUCUAUUUGAGAAGGAAAAACGUUUUACGAUAG
This is a messenger RNA of Lodderomyces elongisporus, 771 nucleotides long. Its product is annotated as p24 family protein. Bases 1 to 771 code for a protein of 256 amino acids. The transcript has a single exon. NCBI's taxonomy places the organism in Eukaryota, Fungi, Ascomycota, Pichiomycetes, Serinales, Debaryomycetaceae. The record is from RefSeq and is a predicted model, not a curated record.